AUGUACUCACAACUAGACUCCUCGCGCAAGGUAAUCCGCGUCCUCAAACUCUUACCUGGCAACUGGAGAGACGAUAUCGAAUGCCACCUAUCGGAUGUAUCACUCUUGGACCAGCCUUGCUACAAAGCACUAUCAUACGUGUGGGGCGAAGUCCAGCACGCAAAACCCGUCAACGUCAACAACCAGCCUGUGACAGUGACGCAAAACCUGUAUGAAGCUCUUCAGCGUAUUCGUGAGGAAGAAUCAAUGGUAACUAUCUGGAUCGACGCUCUAAGCAUCAACCAAGCGGACCUCGACGAACGAUGUGAGCAGGUACAGCUCAUGAAAGACAUUUACACUUCUGCUGAAGAGGUUCUGAUAUGGCUCGGAUACGGUGGCUAUCGCCGAGCUCCGGAGACCAAACCAAGAAUGUACCAUUUUGCAGGCGAUGAGAUGGACAUGACAAUUGUGGAUGAAUACUUCCAGAACAACGACACCAGAGAGGAGAGCGACGACGAAAGAAGCAGCAUCGGGGCAUUUGUGUAUCUCUACCUAAGCGCUGUCAAUUUGCACAUGCACGAGAUGCCAUUCUUCACAGUAGAUGGCGGCGAGGUGCAGGUCCAACAAAAUUGGGUCCAGGCCAUGCAAGCUCUCGACAUGAUCAGCGGUGUGCCUUGGUGGACGAGAAUCUGGGUCCUGCAGGAAGUGGUGCUCGCAAACGAAGCAACCAUGAUCUACGGGUCCAUCGCAGCUCCUUGGAAGGUGUCUGCACGCGCUGUAACGAACCGUCUCAUCCACGAUCAAUUUUGCUGCCAUGUAUUCGUCGACUCCUACCUUAGAGAGACGUUGCCCAGCUUGUCUAGGUUCAGUGGCGUCCAGAGUGAGAUUGGAUAUCUACGGGCUCUUCGGGCAGAGAGAGUACCGCUAUCAUUGUUGCAGAUAAUGUCCAUGGCUCAAGGAAGAAAGGCAAAAGAUCCUCGCGACCAGCUGUACGGGAUGAUAGGGCUUGUGACAGACUGGUACGGCGAAAAGCCACUGCUCCCUAACUACCGCCUAAGUUUUCGAGAUAUCAUCAUGGAGACAACCGUUGCACGGCUUCAAGGCACUAGAAACCUAAAUGGGUUGAUGGGCUACUCGAGUGAUACUCCUGGCCUACCGUCGUGGAUCAAACAGGCCAGUAAUUCUAACGACUGGAAGAUCAAACAAUUCGACAGAAUCAGUCAAAAGCAUCUUUGCCGCGCGGCGGGUCCGACGAUGGCAAAGGUCGAGCAAACUGGCGACACUUUAAUAGUGGACGCAUUCGAAGAAAUCGACACAGUUGCAUCCGUGGGAGCAGCCAUGUCUCAAGAACCCGUCUCUUGGCCCCAUAUUGUGGAAGUGAUCAAAGAAUGGCGCUCUAUGAUCAAUGUACACGAGGACGAUCGAUACAUGGGGGCAGGCCAACAAUCCUACCAAGAGGCAUUCUGGAGAACCCUACUCAACGACUGCAUAAUGGGUCCAGAAAAAACGGAGAAUCAGGGCCAAAAUGCCAGUGUAGUUCGAACUAAUUUCCGGCGGCUAGAAUAUUCCGAUAUCGCAGGUGUAUCAGAGGACUGGUGGUAUUGGGCCCAGUACAUUUCGCCAGGGAGCAAGAACAUGCAUGACGAGACUGGGAUUUCGGAGCGUGCCUUGGACCGCACAAAGAUCAGGAUGAUCAACGAAUCUUUCAUGAUGGCGACCGCUCUACAAACCUUCUUCGUGACGAAAGCUGGCCAUAUGGGCAUAGGUCCAGCAUAUAUAUGCCCUGGAGAUGCGAUUAUUCUCAUGCUGGGUGGCAGUACGCCGUUCUGUAUAAGAAGCAACAGCGCUGAUUCUGGCCAGAAUGCAACACUAGUUGGAGAUGUGUAUGUGCAUGGCUUGAUGGACGGAGAAGGAGUUACGGAGAACUGGCAAGAGAAGAUCAUACAAAUCUCUCUGACAUAG
Molecule: messenger RNA, 1941 nt
Organism: Parastagonospora nodorum SN15
Lineage: Eukaryota; Fungi; Ascomycota; Dothideomycetes; Pleosporales; Phaeosphaeriaceae
Exons: 1
Coding region: 1-1941 (646 amino acids)
Source: RefSeq, a predicted model, not a curated record